Cyprinus carpio (common carp) is the source of this 4401-nucleotide messenger RNA. Its product is annotated as pneumococcal serine-rich repeat protein-like. Lineage: Eukaryota; Metazoa; Chordata; Actinopteri; Cypriniformes; Cyprinidae. The record is from RefSeq and is a predicted model, not a curated record. The transcript has 6 exons. The coding region runs from base 1 to 4395 and encodes 1464 amino acids.
AUGAAACCUGAUGGGGUGGCCACAGCACCAUCUGAACCAAUGGAAGCCGAAGGAACAGAACCCAUAACAGAACCAACCAGCAAUGACGGGGCUUCUCAAAAUGGGACUACACCAUCCCCCCCACAACCUGAUGAACCCCAAAAUGAGCAAGCGGCUCCUCCAACUGAUAAAGAAGCUUCUGGGAAAGCAGUAGAUGCUAAAAGCAAAUCCAAAGGCCCAGUCAAAGGCAAGAUUGCUGCAGGUCCAGCUACCACUGGACCAGGCACACGACCCAAAGCAACCCAAAGCCGUGUGGCUAAUGGCCUCACAAAGACAACAUCGAGUGCCCCAACCAAGAAACCCAUUCCAGCUAGCACUGUGGCAGCAGACAAGAAGAAACCCACCACUACCGUAGGAUCUUCUGGUCCAAGUAAGAAACCUGUUGGCUCUUCUACUGCCAUUGCAACCUCAAGGGCCCAACCUAAAGCAACAACUGCUGGAACAAACAAAUCAACAACAACCACCACAGCCAGUGGAACAAAGACAGGACCGGCUGCCAGCACAGCCACCAGCCUGAAUAAGAGACCUGCCACAGCUGCCACUAGUGCUGCAACCAAACCCAAAACCACAGCUCCUGCUCCAAGGCCAGCUGCUGCCCCUGCUGCCAAACCCAGCAGUUCAGCCACAGCCAAAACCACUGCAGCUCCUAAAACUAACAGGGUGACUGGAAGUUCUGCUCCACGACCAGCUGCUACUUCAGCUACAGGAAGAACAGUAACUGGUACAUCUACAUCUACUUCUGCAGUUCCUAGAACAAACCGCACUGCUACUAAACCCCUUGUUACAGCAUCAGCUGCUCGGAAAGAUGUUGGAAAAACAAGCACUACGGCACCUGCGAAAAAAACUGUUCCCGCAACAAUAUCCCGAUCUGCUGCUAGCAAGCCUUCAAAUUCAGAGGCUCCAAAACCAGCUGCAGCUACCAAACGACCUCCACCUAGCAUCAAAGCACCUCAACCCAAAGAUGACAAAAAAAGUGUACCAACACGUAAGGUGCCUUCUAGUUCACGAAACAACCCCUCACUGCCAGCAUCAGGCAAAAACAUUCCAGCAUCUCCCGGUCACAAACAACCAGGUAGCAUGGUCAGUGCGAAGCUUCAGCCAGCUAAACCAUCACAGUCUGUCAAUGGAAACUGCAGUAGCUACUGUAGCUGUAGCAACAGCUGCAGCCAUAACAAGGAAGAGUCUGUUUCAGGGCCUGAAGCUACUCCAACUGUAGAGAGUUCUCUGGAUGUACCAGCCUCUUCUUUAGAUGUUCAGGAAAUGGUAGAUGUGCAGGUCACUAAUGUCAGCUCUCAAUGUGUGCUGGAUAUUUCUAACAUGGAGCCAGAGUCUCAAAAGGCCUUAAUAGAAGCUGGUUCUGUUGAAGUGGCUUGUCCGACAUCAUCUGUAGCCGAUCAGGAAUCUGAAGAGCUGGUAUCUGGAAAAGUUGAUGAAAAGCUGAUUGUGGCAGAGGCACCUGUUGCGCAGGAAGCAACUGAGCAAGAAAGCUUAACUGCUUCACAAUUUGAUAACUCGGCAGCUACCAUAGUGUCCUCUGGUGUAGAGGUAGCUGAAAAAGCUGAACGGAUUAACAGUGACUGUUAUGAAGAUGUGGAAGAAGAAGAGAGAGAAGGCAGUCAACAAGUUUCUCUGUCAGAAAUGAGUGGCACCCAGCCUACGGAAGAGUCUCGACCUGGGUCAGCUGGGCUUGCCGGCUCCAUUUGGCGGGCAGGGGCCUUGCUUUCUGAGCUUGACUCUGAGGAUGUGAGUUGUAGCCAGCAGGGAGCAUCAGAGCUAAGUGCUCCAGGCGUCCUGGAGGGCACGGAGAGCAUGGAUGAUCUAGGGGAUGCAAGCCUUAAAGGAGCUGAUGGCGAAGGUGCAUCUGUUGGGUCCCCUGACUUUGAGAAGGUUUCUGAUAUUCUUACUAACGAAGAUGAAGAUGACGAAGACGAUGAUGACAGAGUCUGUGACAUGGAGGUUGGGUCUGAAAGAGCAGAAGACUCUCAUAGGCAGCAUCAUGACAACGAGGAUGAUGAAGAGGAUGAAGAUGUGGAAAUGGCAAGCGAGGGCAUUACUGAGAGUGGGCUUGAAAGUUAUGGGAAUGCAGAUGAGGAUGACUUGACCGAAGACUAUAGAUUAGACAACUUGAACCGAAUCCAGCCUCCUCCUGUGGUCCCUUCUGCCCCUCCAGCAUUCCAGUGGAACCAGCCUAGUUGCUUUGCUGAUGCCUGGGCCCAGCCACCACAACCUGCCUCUACACUUCUUUCAAGUCCUUCCUCUGAAUGUUGGCAAGCAGACCCAGAAACCCCAACACAGACACCUGCUCAAGCAAGACUUGAUGUUAGCUCUGAAAGGGGCUCUCCAUCAAACCUUUUGGAGCCUCCACCUUGCACACCUCAACAAGCCCCAAUAGCUGCUGCAGAGGGGAAUGUUAGCCCCAAACCAGGCUUGACACCCUCUCAAACCUGCAAGUUCCAGCCUCAUACUUCCAGUGACCCUGACCAAGCAUCUGACAGUAACAGAGACAUAAGGUUACCAGAAGAGGUGAAAGACAACGACUUAUCGGCAACUGAGACUCAUUCUAAAGUGGACCUCCAGCCAGAACCACUAAACCCUGUCCCCACUGUCUUGCCAGACAUCAUGCAGGAUCUAGGCAUCCACCUUGAACGUGCUGAGAAGGAAAAGGUACCUGAAACUCUGCCGGCUGAUGAUGUACUGGGUGGUCCAGCAGCAACUGCUCUGUCAUCUCCUUCAUCAGCUACUGAGGAUGAGGCAAGUGACAUAGAAGGUGAAAUGCAGAUCUGUGACCCUCAAGCUGAGCUGUCUGGCACUGGGAAUGCCGAUGGAACAGCACCUGCGGGCCGCAACUUGUCAACUCUAGAGGAAUGUGAAGAAAUGAGUGGGGAGAAUGGUGGUGGUGGUAGUGAGACCCCUCAGUCUGCCACUUCUGCUGCAUCCUAUGGCUUUGACUACAUGACCUCUAACUCCAAUGCCCAGUCAUCUGCCGAGAGUUGCAGCAAGAGUCCUGGCAUCUUUUCUCUAGAAAAUGAAGAGCAGCUCCCAGAUGAGGCCAAGGAUCCAUCACUUCUUAAAGAGUUGACCAUGAUACCCACUACUGCAUCUGAGGAAAAGAUUGACCCUAUUAAAAGCCAACAUGGAGAGUUCCAGUCUCACCCAGAGCAGCAGUACAUGCUGUGUGGAGAGUCCAGUGAGCUGCCUGAGCCUGUUUCAGUAGCGGCAGCUGUACAUUUAGAGUCUGGCUUGAUUGAUCCUUCGUCCCGACAGCACCAAGAAGAGGAACAAGAUCUUGACUCUCAGCAUCCCUACUACUCCACUAUAUGCGAAAAGACUGAUAGUCCCCUGGCAGAAGGAAAUUCCCAUUUUCCACCACAACCAAAUGACUUGCUUUCUAUCCAAAUGACGAUGUCAUCCAAACUUCGUCUCCGGCCACGUGCUCCCCAUGUGACCCAGCCACCACGGCUUCCCACUGACCUCCCUCCCAGAAUACCACAUGUGGCGUCAAACAUGCAGCUCCGGUGUCUAGAGCAACACCAACAGCACCUUCAUGAGAUCCAGCAACGUCAGGAGAAACGUAAUAGAGAACAAACGAGACAAGAUGAAGAGGAGAAACAAGCAAGGAAUGAGAGAGAGCAGCAGGAGGAAGAACAGAAGAGAAAUUUACUUGAGUUGCAACUUAAGCAGCAAGAGCAAGAACGAAAGCAGCGACAGCAGAUCAUGCAGUGGCAACAAGAACUUGAAGAACAACAACAGCAGCAAAAACACAAGGUGCAUACACCAGCUGUCCUCUCUCCUUCAUCAGGUCUCACCACCAUCUAUGAAACUGUGGAAACGAGUGACGAAGAGGAGGAGGGACAAGGAGUGUUUGAGGAAUUGGAAGAUAAAAGCUCCUUUAUUGUGUGCCCUGAAGAAGAUCUGCAAAGAUGCACUGAAGAAAAUUACUCUGGUGAUCUUUAUUCACAAUGCACAACACCUUCCCUUGAGUCUAUUAUUCAGGGUCCCCAGCGAGAACUUCAGGAGACAGACCCUGCAGCAGACCAAGACAGUCCUUCUCCCUUGGGGUCUCCUGAGCGAACUCCGCCUCUGGAGUUUGACUGGGGCAAGAAAGUGGACAUUGUCCAGCAGCUCAUCAAGCAGACAUUACUGCUUGCAGGUGAUGGUUGCUCGCCCCUUCUUCUGCUACCCGGAGGAGCAGGUGGGACACUCAGCCCCCUUGAAAGCAGCCUGUGGCCCAACAUGUUGCCACCUCUGACACCCCCUUCAGCCACUGUGACCUCUGUGAGCAGCUUCUCACCCGAGGCUCCAGGCAGCUCUGCUCAGGGUGAGUGGACUGUUGUAGAGCUGGAGACACAUCACUGAGGAAAG